Molecule: messenger RNA, 1248 nt
Organism: Diplodia corticola
Lineage: Eukaryota; Fungi; Ascomycota; Dothideomycetes; Botryosphaeriales; Botryosphaeriaceae
Product: f-box domain protein
Exons: 2
Coding region: 1-1248 (415 amino acids)
Molecular function (GO): protein binding
Source: RefSeq, a predicted model, not a curated record
AUGACGUCGACUGACGACAGCACCAGCACCUCGGCCUCGGCCGGGGAUGCGCACAGACCCGGACGACCACGGCCAUCAACACCAACGACGGCGCACCUCUGCCUCCUCCGCAUCCCCGAGCUCGCCGAGCUGGUCUUCCAGCACCUCCCGCCGCGCGACCUCCUCCUCGCGCAGCGCGUGUGCCGCACCUUCCAUGCCACCAUCCGCUCCUCGCCCGCCCUGCAGCAACGCCUCUUCUUCUCCCCGGCGAAAAGGUCGACGAAGCGGCCCUGCAAGCUGCCUCGCCGCCGCCGCGACGACGACGACGACGAAGAUGGAGAAGAAGAAGAAGAAGAAGCGUGGGAACUGAACCCGCUCCUCGCCGCCGCCUUCCCGCCGUGGUUCCGCCCGCGCUACGUCAAGUCGCGGUGGGACUGGCCGAUGGCGCGGUCCUUCGCCGAGGACCUGCCGUGGGCGGACGACGAGCGCAGGGUGCGCGCCUUCAUGCGCCCGCACGCGAGCUGGCGCCGCAUGCUGGUGACGCAGCCGCCGCUGAGGGACGUGCAGAUGCUCGUCAAGUGCGAUCACGUCCGCAACCUGGUGAGCGACGAUUACGUGCGUUUUGUCGGCGGGCGGCGGGCUGCGGCGCCGCGUCGUGGCGAAGACGCGGGGGAGGGGCUGCAGGCCGGCGACGGCGCGUUCGGCGAGCUUUUGGAGGACGCGCCGGGCGUGACGAUGGGCUUUUUGUACGACGUCACGCAGGACUUUGUGCUGGGGAGGCACGUCGUCAGCAAUUUCUUCAUCCAGUGGCGGCCCUUCUUGCCGCCGGACACGCGCGGCUACGUGUCGGAUGAGGACGAUGAGGACGAUGGGUUUGUCGACGAGCCGGAUGAUGUGUGCGGCUUCGGGACGCCGAGCUGGAGACGGAGAGACGAGGAGCCCCGUGACAUGCUCGCAAUUCAUUUGAGCUAUACCGCUCAACGUGACGCAACAUUCCUCCCCACCCAGAUGCCACAGUUGAGGAGCAAAGGGUACCGGGAGAAUCGAACCUACCGGAAGCUCCUGGAUACAUGUGCGCGUUUCGUUGCUUCAGAGGGAUCUAUGGAGGGUCAGCCCACCGACUUUUAUGAAACCUGCGCAUUCGAGCACCGCCGGCACGGCGAUACAAUGCUGACCUGGAACAUGGCCAGCCUUGAUGGCUCGAAAUUCGCACAGUUCCCCUGGACGUAUAACGCGCAGCUGAACUACCGCGGCGAGACUUGGAAGUGA